Priapulus caudatus is the source of this 626-nucleotide messenger RNA. RefSeq lists its product as uncharacterized. The annotation marks the transcript as partial. The record is from RefSeq and is a predicted model, not a curated record. Lineage: Eukaryota; Metazoa; Priapulida; Priapulimorpha; Priapulimorphida; Priapulidae. The transcript is spliced from 2 exons.
AGUGCGAGUCACCGCGCGCAGCACUGCUCCCGACAGACGGCAGCACCGACUGACAGACACUCUUAGCAGACAACAGCACCAAGGAGAGAACAGCGCCACCUGUCGACACCAUCAGCGAACGACAACCUCAGCAGACGACAAAUUCUAGCAGACGACAGCCGACCACAGCACCGACGCCAUGACGGACAUCAACGAACUGUUCGACAGCCGACCGUUCAAACCCAAAUACGCGCACCUUCCGGCCCGGGACGCCGAAGCCGACGACGCCGACGACGUCGCUUACGGCGCUGCAUCGUCCAACAACUCCAUCCUGCUCGACGCGACGUCGGCCAUCCCUUUUCAGCGUCGUUCUGCCGUCUACGUCGACAACGGCGCGCCGACGACCGAGAAGACGCCGCCGUCGUCGUCGUCGCCGCCGGUGCGACAGUUGUCGUGUCACAUGGAUCACGUCGACCACGGCUAUGCGUGGGUGGUGCUGUUCGCGUCGUUCUUUAUCAACAUGCUCGUGCUCGGCAUCACUAACUCGUUCGCAGUCUACUACACGGUGUUCCUGCGCGCGUUCGGCAAGACGAAGGCGUCGACGACGUGGAUAGGGGCGAUGCACGUCGGCCUCAUGUUUUUUGUCG